AUGGUGGUGGAGAGGACACUGCUUGCUGCAAGGCAGGGGGAUGUACAAACUCUGAAAGUGCAAUUUGCGGAGAAAGUACUGAACAGUGACGUAAAGGACCUUCUCGGAGCCUCACCUGUCCACCAUGCCGCCCGUGCUGGAAAACUGACUUGCCUACGUUUCCUCGUGGAAGAAGCGGGCUUACCGGGCAACAGUUUGGCGAAUAAUGGCGCCAGCCCCGCACACGACGCUGCUGCCACUGGUAACCUGGCCUGCUUACAGUGGCUAUUAACUCAAGGUGGAUGUCGUACCGCGGUGAGUGGGGUUAUUUUAUUGCUACAUAGCCUACAGUAGGCCUACAUAGCUUUUUUAAAAGGCUAAUAGUUCCCUAAUACAGCCAACAUCAUUCAUCACACAGGCUUAUUGUUAUCAUUUUAAGACCAGUCAGAGGUCUAUAGGACAACUUCUAGGGCAGCAAGGUCGAGGCCUACAGUAUCUUGAAUUUCCAAUCCAUUAGUCCUGUAGCCCAGACCUGAAAAACAUAAAUUAGGUCUAUUGUUUCCCAAGAGUAGUCAUCUUGGACUAGGCCCAAGCCUACCCAUCUCCUCUCUUAGGUCAUUAUUUGCUUGACUGUCAAAUUGAGCAUUUCGCCACAUUUCCAGCCUGACAAUUACAUUAAUCACUUCUUCACACCACUUCAGCAUAAAACAAUUAGUCACUCAGACAGUUCUUUGACCUUUAUUGUAGACCUAAGAGGAUAAAAUGUAAAUGUAAAUAACCCUUGUCUCUACUACCCCCAAUGAUUUAUAUAUAGGCCUACACUAGAUGACUGAUGGGGGCGCUGGGAUCUUGGCACUCCCCCACCAUUGUAAAACAUAUUUUGCAUUUUAUAAAGAUCUACAUUCGUUUUUGCACAUUUAUUCUAUUACAGACAACUUAAUGCAUACUUUUAAAAUUAUAUUAUGCAAGCUAAACAUAUAAAUAAAACAUUAAAAAAUAUAUAAAACAUUUUCCUUAAAGUAUCAUUUUUAGAGAUUACUAAUAAAAUAAUUAUAUAAAUGCAAUUUUGUCCUUGAAACAUUUCAUUUAAAUAAUGUAGAAUACCAUUCAAAAGCCUCUCAAUGGCUAAUACAUAGCAUCAGCAAUCCAGGGUUUAUAUACUGUACAUCAUUGACUACAGCACUUUUCUUUAGGCUUGUGCAGGCUUUUGUCUCAAUGAACAACACAUGGUCAGGAUAAUUGUGCUAUGGUAUCUAAGGGCUAAAGGCACACCAGUUGCCAUUGAGAAUACCUGAGAUUAUUAUUAGUUAUUACUCUGUAAUUAUCAUCAAUACCCAUUCAAAAGGAAGUGUAUCAUUACUCACCACAGCAGGCAUUCCAGUGUACUUAGUUCUAUACAACAAUGUCACCUAUGCUGGACUCAUUUGAUAUGAUUUUUACAACAGCUUGAGAAAAAUGUCACCUAGACCCAAGGUCCUCAUGCUGACUGUGUAGGGACUGGACCAUUUGGGAAAAUGUGGGGGAAAAGUCAUUUUGGUAAAAGCGCAUUGACUUCCAUGCACAAACUUAACUCUGUCUACCCAAUGGCACAGGUUACAUAAAUGUUUGGCCUCACUUCAGCAUUCUGGGAAAUAUAAAGAAGAAAAUAAUUAAUGUCAUAUUCUUGUGAAAAAGACAUUCACUUUCCUCCCUCUAUAUUAAUCAUAACAAGAAGUCUGACUUAUCCACAUAAAACAGCAUUUGAGCCCAAUAAUACAUCUGGGUAAUUUCACACUUGAGUCAGUAGUGACAUUGGCUACAAGAUUUGACAAAAUCCUUCUCGGUCAAAGAGUCACAAGGAUGUAUUCAGCUCUAAUCAUCAUAUCUAUUAGCAGUAGAGUAGUGGUGCGCACCGAUAUUGAUAAUUCGAUACUAAUCAUACGUCACUUUCCCUGAAUAUUAAUUUACAACACGUACUAUAAUGUCACACACCCACACUGUGUAUCAAACUUUAGGAUUCAUUGAAAUAUUUGAGGACAUGACAUUUGACUUAUGAAUUACUGAAUAUUAUUGAGUACGCCAUUAGUCCAAUGUCACCUAAACACAUGUCUGAAAGUAAACUAUAUAAUGUACCUUAUCACAGGAGGUUGGUGGCACCUUAAUUGGGGAGGAUGGGCUCGUGGUAAUGGCUGGAGCGGAAUAAGUGGAAUGGUAUCAAAUACAUCAAACACCUGGUUUGCUAUGUGUUUGAUGCCAUUCCAUUAACUCCGUUCCAGCCAUUAUUAUGAGCCGUCCUCCCCUCCGCAGCCUCCAUUGCUUCUUAUAAGUGUUUUGAAAUGUAACCACUGAAAUAAUAGUUUAUUGUUUUGGCUCAGUCUAGAAGACUCUAGUAGCUGUGUGUUACUUAAUUUGGGUACUUGAAGAGUGUUAAAUCUGUACAAGGGACAAAACCCUAUAUAAGCACAUUCAUAUGGGAUUAGAAGUUUGGAAAGCGGUACGCUCUGACAUCUUUGUCCGCACAAUGAAUUAGGUUAAUUACUUAUCUUUCGAUAACUCUAUUCACCAUGUUCCAAUCACUUAGUCUGGACUAGGACUGAAAGACACUGGCAUUCACACUGCUUUGUUCACUGACCAAUUUGGCAAAAAUGCGGCCAUAACAAUGCGGGAUCGAUCAGUAGAUAAAGGUGCUCAAAGUUGACCAAUUUUGCAUACCCCACCAUACCAUGAGACAUCCAUGUCUUCAUCACUGGAAAAUAUAAACGGUUGAGUUUGAUAUCAUUUAAAAGAUUACAAACAGUGUUGUCAAACUAUUUUAUUACUUGAAAACAUUCUUUAAUCAAAAUUGUCAUUUUUAAACCUUUAACGUAAAUGAUCUAAAAACGUGCAAACUCUGGGUUUUUUUUCAUAAGCAUAUGUUUUAGCUUAGACCCUAUUUCACAUCAUCUGAGGUUUUUGUGUCUUGCCUUCCAUGGCUUGAGACACAACAUUAUCUUGAAUGUAGGGUGGGUGUCAUUUCAAUCAUAUAAAUAUAAUUCAUAGAAUGGACCUAUCCCUUCAGAACACUGAAAUUUAGCUGGAACACCAUUUGAAAUUGAAUUGAAAUUGAAACUUCUAAUUACCACGACCGCUGAUCCACCCACGUCGAAUGUCAACUUAAAUCGUCAUGUCUAUUAUCUAUAUUUCUAUGAUUUCAAUAGGUUUCCUAUGGAGGAUUGACAGUAUAAUUUAAAACAACAGAUAUUCCUAUUCUAGUCAACAUUCUCUGAUGUGUGGACCUCCAACCAUCUUUGUGGUACAUUUUCAAAGUUUUCAAACCGAUAGCGGGCACAACACAACCUUAGAUGGUGUAAAUUAGUGUCUAAGCUACAACAUAUUCGAAUAUGGGGGAAAAAAACGGAAGUUUACACGUUUUUAGAGAAUUCACAUAAAAAACAUGUAUAAAAUAGUUUGACAACCCUGUUUGUAAGCGUUUAAAUGAUAUCAAUCUCAACCGUUUAUAUUUUCCGGUGAUGAAGACAUGGAUGUCUCAUGGUAUGGUGGGGUAUGUAAAAUGGGUCAACAUUGAGCACCUUUAUCUCUUGAAUGUUUUGGCAUUCAGGUCCAAAAAUUCACUUUCUAAGUACUUCUACAAUGGGCAAAUAUGUAUGGAAGGUUUCGUUCAAAUCAAAAAGAGUGCUGUCAAAAAGUGAUUGCAUUCAAAUAGAUUUGCAUAAACGUCUCAAAAGGUCUGAAAAGGAAGUUAAGGGCAAAGGAGGAAAGAUGGAGCAUCUCUCUUCCUCUCUCUGGCUGUUCUACCAUACAGUGAGGGAAAAAAGUAUUUGAUCCCCUGCUGAUUUUGUACGUUUGCCCACUGACAAAGAAAUUAUCAGUCUAUAAUUUUAAUGGUAGGUUUAUUUGAACAGUGAGAGACAGAAUAACAACAAAAAAAUCCAGAAAAACGCAUGUCAAAAAUGUUAUAAAUUGAUUUGCAUUUUAAUGAGGGAAAUAAGUAUUUGACCCCCUCUCAAUCAGAAAGAUUUCUGGCUCCCAGGUGUAUUUUAUACAGGUAACGAGCUGAGAUUAGGAGCACAGUCUUAAAGGGAGUGCUCCUAAUCUCAGCUUGUUACCUGUAUAAAAGACACCUGUCCACAGAAGCAAUCAAUCAAUCAGAUUCCAAACUCUCUACCAUGGCCAAGACCAAAGAGCUCUCCAAGGAUGUCAGGGACAAGAUUGUAGACCUACAUAAGGCUGGAAUGGGCUACAAGACCAUCGCCAAGCAGCUUGGUGAGAAGGUGACAACAGUUGGUGCGAUUAUUCGCAAAUGGAAGAAACACAAAAUAACUGUCAAUCUCCCUCGGCCUGGGGCACAAUGCAAGAUCUCACCUCGUGGAGUUGCAAUGAUCAUGAGAACGGUGAGGAAUCAGCCCAGAACUACACGGGAGGAUCUUAUCAAUGAUCUCAAGGCAGCUGGGACCAUAGUUACCAAGAAAACAAUUGGUAACACACUACGCCGUGAAGGACUGAAAUCCUGCAGCGCACGCAAGGUCCCCCUGCUCAAGAAAGCACAUAUACAGGCCCAUCUGAAGUUUGCCAAUGAACAUCUGAAUGGUUCAGAGGAGAACUGGGUGAAAGUGUUGUGGUCAGAUGAGACCAAAAUCGAGCUCUUUGGCAUCAACUCAACUCGCCGUGUUUGGAGGAGGAGGAAUGCUGCCUAUGACCCCAAGAACACCAUCCCCACCAUCAAACAUGGAGGUGGAAACAUUUUGCUUUGGGGGUGUUUUUCUGCUAAGGGGACAGGACAACUUCACCGCAUCAAAGAGACGAUGGACGGGGCCAUGUACCGUCAAAUCUUGGGUGAGAACCUCCUUCCCUCAGCAAGGGCAUUGAAAAUGGGUCGUGGAUGGGUAUUCCAGCAUGACAAUGACCCAAAACACACGGCCAAGGCAACAAAGGAGUGGCUCAAGAAGAAGCACAUUAAGGUCCUGGAGUGGCCUAGCCAGUCUCCAGACCUUAAUCCCAUAGAAAAUCAGGUGGAGGGAGCUGAAGGUUCGAGUUGCCAAACGUCAGGCUCAAAACCUUAAUGACUUGGAGAAGAUCUGCAAAGAGGAGUGGGACAAAAUCCCUCCUGAGAUGUGUGCAAACCUGGUGGCCAACUACAAGAAACGUCUUACCUUUGAUUGCCAACAAGUACUAAGUCAUGUUUUGCAGAGUGGUCAAAUACUUAUUUCCCUCAUUAAAAUGCAAAUCAAUGUAUACUUUUUCACUUAAAAUGUAUGCCAAACAAAAACCAUUGAUUUCAAAGUUUAACAAACCAUACAACUCUAUGCACAAGGACUACAUUUAACAAUUUACACUGAACAUUUUACAAAAAUACUUACUGGAAGAACUGUGCAGAUGCAAAGUUUGGUAACAUAGUUUAAUUAAAAUUAAAACACCCUUUGGGGGGGAUUAGGGGUGGGUGUGUGUGUGUGUGUGUGAGAGUCAGGAGUUGGAAGGAAAGUCUUCAAAGGAAGGGGAGUGCCUGCUGGUCAGGGAAAGAAAGGAUGGUGCUGAGUUUUUUUUCAUGCUUUGGUUUUGAACAGUGUGAGCAGAGUCAGACACAGAAGGAACAAUAGAGAGAGGCUGGGAGAGGGAGAAGGGCUGGGAGGGAGCGGGAGCGAGAGAGGCUGUGAGGGAGAGGGGAAUGGUAUCAAAUUUGCAGAAAUUCCAUAACCAAUUUUUUCUGAAAUUCAAUUUUUAAUCACUUUUAUAAUUAAUAAACCAAAAUGAUAUCAGUAAAAACACUAACUAAUUGAUAGGUCUGCCUUUAAUUGUUACUUCUGUGAACUUUCAAUAUCCUCCCUCAUGAGGGAGAGAAAUGUGAAACUAUCUUAAAAGAUAUGUGGGUUUUUGGUAAUGGAAUUAAGGCACAAGGCAAUGUUUCUUAAACUUACAGAAGGCAGUAACAUUUCUCAAACUAAAUAUCUGUUGAAAUUAGUUGGCAGGGGUCUUUACUUCAACAUUAUACCUUUUUAAGACUUUUUCUGGUAGAUGUUUUCUAAGAUCCCUUUUCCAUCUGUUUGACCAGAAAGCCUUUGCUUAUUCCUAGGAUGUUAAAUGGUUGAAAAAUUUAUAUAUGCCUUAAUAAAUAAAUAAAUAGACUCUUAGCUUUCAUUUGCCACCCAAUUUGACAUGCUCCUAUGAACUUCAUAUGUUGGUGCUCAUGGGUCUUUUACAUUGAAAUGACCUUUAUGCCAUCAGUCUUACUAAUGCUAUGCAAAUCACCUCCUUGAAUAAGCUCAGCUAAACCCUCAUGACAGACCGUCCAACAACAUAUUUGGGGGAUAAUGAGCGGUUACUCUCCCCAAACCAAUGGAAUGUCUACUACUACUACUACUACUACUACUACUACUACUACUACUACUACUACUACUACUUUGCCCUUUCAGUAUUUAUCUUUUCAAUAAACUAGUGCUAGUAAAAGGAGUAGCCUAAUAAGUGCUCCCUUCAUUACCGCCACAUACACUUAGUGUACAAAGCAUUAGGAACACCUGCUCUUUCCAUUACAUAGACUGACCAGGUGAAUCUAGGUGAAAGCUAUGAUCCCUUAUUGAUGUCACUUGUUAAAUCCACUUCAAUCAGUGUAGAUGAAGGGGAGGAGACAGGUUAAAGAAGGAAAAUGUUUUCUGUUCUAAAGGCAAAGGGGGGUGCAAAUCAAUAUUAGGAAGGUGUUCCUAAUGUUUUGUACACUCAGUGUAUGUUCACCAUUCACUGAUAGGCUUGAGUGGCUGGCUGACCAUACAACCACCACAAAGAGUGUAAGUGAUAAGUGAAUUGGCUGACAUUUGUAUAUGGUCUCUCUUACCAUUAGUCAUGUAAUCUAGAUGAGGUUUGACACAGUGGGUGCUCCUUGUUGGUUUCCACACUAUGUCAGCGGGUCACUGACAUCGCUUCAGAGCAUCCUUGACACACAUCACUUGUUUUGUGAAAGUGGUUUCUGGUGCAAACACUUGAUACCCAAAUAAGAUAAUAGAUUAACAUAUUUUAAAGUAUUUAUCAGGGUUACCCUACACUGAGUGUACAAAACAUUAGGAACACCUUCCUAAUAUUGAGUUGCACCCCCUUUUGCCCCAGAACAGCCUCAAUUCGUCGGGGCAUGGACUCUACAAGGUGUGGAAAAGUGUUCCACAGGGAUGCUGGCCCAUGUUGACUCCAAUGCUUCCCACAGUUGUGUCAAGUUGGCUGAUGUCCUUUGGGUGUUGGACCAUUCUUGAUGCACACGGGAAACUGUUGAGUGUGAAAAACCCAGCAGCGUUGCAGUUCUUGACACACUCAAACUGGUGCGCCUGGCACCUACUACCAGACCCUGUUCAAAGGCACUUAAAUCUUUUGUCUUGCCCAUUUACCCUCUGAAUGGCACACAUACACAAUCCAUGUCUCAAUUGUCUCAAGGCUUAAAAAUCCUUCUUUAACCUGUCUCCUCCCCUUCAUCUACACUGAUUUGAAGUGGAUUUAACAAGUGACAAUAAGGGAUCAUAGUUUUAAACUGGAUUCACCUGGUCAGUCGGUCAUGGAAAGAGCAGGUACACUCAGUGUAUAUCUCUACAACGAUAGUUUCAGAACAGUACCAGUCAAAGGUUUGGACACACCUACUCAUUCCAGGGUUUUCCUUUAUUUUUACUAUUUUCUACAUUGUAGAAUAAUAGUGAAGACAUCAAAACUAUGAAAUAAAACAUGGAAUCAUGUAGUAACCAAAAAAGUUAAACAAAUCAAAAUAUAUUUAAUAUUUUAGAUUCUUCAACGUAGCCACCCUUUGCCUUGACAGCUUUGCACACUCUUGGCAUUCUCUCAACCAGCUUCAUGAGGUAGUCACCUGGAAUGCAUUUCAAUGAACAGGUGUGCCUUGUUAAAAGUUAAUUUGUGGAAUUUCUUUCCUCCUUAAUGCUUUUGAGCCAAUCAGUUUUGUUGUGACAAGGUAGGGGUGGUAUACAGAAGAUAGCCCUAUUUGGUAAAAUACCAAGUCCAUAUUAUGGCAAGAACAGCUCAAAUAAGCAAAGCGGAACGACAGUCCAUCAUUCCUUUAAAACAUGGUCAGUCAAUCUGGAAAAUUUCAAGAACUUUGAAAGUUUCUUCAAGUGCAGUCGCAAAAACCAUCAAGCGCUAUGACGACACUGGCUCUCAUGAGGACCGCCACAGGAAAGGAAGGCCCAGAGUUACCUCUGCUGCAGAGGAUAAGUUCAUUAGUUACCAGCCUCAGAAAUCGGCAAUUAACUGUACCUCAGAUUGCAGCCCAAAUAAAUGUUUCACAGAGUUCAAGUAACAGACACAUCUCAACAUCAACUGUUCAUAGGAGACUGCGUGAAUCAGGCCUUCAUGGUCGAAUUGCUGCAAAGAAACCACUACUAAAGGACACCAAUAAGAAGAAGAGACUUGAUUGGACCAUGAAACACGAGCAAUGGACAUUUAGACCGGUGGAAAUCUGUCCUUUGGUCUGGUGAGUCCAAAUUUGAGAUUUUUGGUUCCAACCGCCGUGUCUUUGUGAGAUGCAGAGUAAGUGAACGGAUGAUCUCUGCAUGUGUGGUUCCCACCGUGAAGCAUGGAGGAGGUGUGAUGGUGUGGGGGUGCUUUGCUGGUGACACUGUCUGUGAUUUUAUUUAGAAUUCAAGGCACACUUAACCAGCAUGGCUACCACAGCAUUCUGCAGCGAUACGUCAUCCCAUCUGGUUUGCGCUUAGUAGGACUAUCAUUUGUUUUUCAACAGGACAAUGACCCAAAACACACCUCCAGGCUGUGUAAGGGCUAUUUGACCAAGGAGAGUGAUGGAGUGCUGCAUCAGAUGACCUGGCCUCCACAAUCACCCGACCUCAACCCAAUCUCCUGAGUGGCGCAGUGGUUCCAGGCUCUGUCCUGAACAGCUAAUCAUGGCUACCCGGACUAUUUGCACUGCCCCCCCCCCCAUCCUUUUUACGCUGCUGCUACUCUGUUAAGUAUUUAUGCAUAGUCACUUUAACUCUCCCACAUGUACAUAUUACCUCAACUACCUCAACUAGCCGGUGCCCCCGCACUUGACAAUGCAACAGUAACCCCCCUGUAUAUAUAGCCUCCCUACUGUCACUUUAUUUUACUGUAUAUAUAGCCUCCCUACUGUCACUUAUUUUACUUCUGCUCUUUUUUACUCAACACUUUUUUUGUUGUUGUUUUAUUCUUACUUUUUUGUUUAAAAUAAAUGCACUGUUGGUUUAAAGGGCUGUAAGUAAGCAUUUCACUGUAAUGUCUGCACCUGUUGUAUUCGGUGCAUGUGACCAAUAAAAUUUGAUUUGAUUUGUCGUAGCCGGCCGGGACCGGGAGACCCAUGGGGCGGCGCACAAUUGGCCCAGCGUCGUCCAGGGUAGGGGAGGGAAUGGCCGGCAGGGAUGUAGCUCAGUUGGGUAGAGCAUGGCAUUUGCAACGCCAGGGUUGUGGAUUUGAUUCCAGUAUGACAUUUAAAAAAAAAAAAUUAUGUAUGCACUCUGGUAAGUCGCUCUGGAUAAGAGCGUCUGCUAAAUGACUAAAAUGUAAAUUGAAAUGGUUUGGGUUGAGUUGGACCGCAGAGUGAAGGAACAGCAGCCAACAAGUGCUCCGCAUAUGUGGGAACUCCUUCAAGACUGUUGGAAAAGCAUUCCCCAUGAAGCUGGUUGAGAGAAUGCCAAGAAUGUGCAAAGCUGUCAUCAAGGCAAAGGGUGGCUACUUUGAAGAAUCUAAAAUAUAUUUUGAUUUGUUUAACACUUCUUUGGUUACCACAUGAUUCCAUAUGUGUUAUUUCAUAGUUUUGAUGUCUUCACUAUUAUUCUACAAUGUAGAAAAUAGUACAAAUAAAAUAAAAACCCUUGAAUGAGUAGGUGUGUCCAAACUUUUGACUGGUACUGUAUAUUUUUCAACCACUUGUGUCUACUCCUUAAAGCUAUCUUGAAUACAGAGCAUACUGAUGAUCAAUGUGAACUUUGAUUCAAGACUACUCAGGAUGUUAAUGUUUAAAUUAAUAUGAUCGGCAUUAAGUCGUGAAACCUGACUUUGAUAUUUCCUGUGUCUUUCCUCUUUCACAGGACCGGGAUAGUUCUGGAGCCACCGUUCUCCACCUCGCCUCCCGGUUCAGCCAUCACGAGAUCACAGAUUGGCUGCUGAAGAGCGGGGAGGCGGACACCGGGGCGUCCACAGACACUGGGGCCCUGCCUGUCCACUAUGCUGCUGCCAAGGGAGACCUGCCCUCCCUCCGUCUCCUGUUGGGACACAGCCCA
Coregonus sp. 'balchen' is the source of this 10190-nucleotide messenger RNA. NCBI's taxonomy places the organism in Eukaryota, Metazoa, Chordata, Actinopteri, Salmoniformes, Salmonidae. The record is from the annotation of a GenBank genome assembly.